AUGUAUUCCGUCAAACCAUAUCUGAAUUCCUACGAAGAUAUGGGUCUGCCUGAUGUGAUGUAUUCAGUAAAGAGUUAUCAUUACAUACCUCAUACUAACGAAUCGAUAGAAAAUGUUGCAAGUGGUAUCAGUGGUAUCAACACUGCUAUGGAAGAAAGUUUAGAGGAAAUUAUUGACAGACAUCAAGUAGAGCUCAUUGAAGAGCUUACAGUAUUUAUUAAUCAUUUAAAUAAAGCACUAACAAGCUGUUCUUCGUUUUCAAUAAAAAGUGAAGCAACAUUCGGAGAGCCGAAGACUCACUCCAGCCUUCUCCAUCAACAAUUUACAUUUAGAAAGAAUAAAGUUGGUACUUCAGCAAAGGAAGAGGUGGGUACAUCCUAUCUUCCUGCAUUAACUGUUUUCGAAACUGUAAAAUAUCUCGUGAACACUGUCACACUUGUUGGCGAUACUGAAGAACUGUGGUUAAAAAACUUGGCAAGAGUUGGUGCCAGAGCUUCCAUAGUGUUUGAAGGAUUAAAUGAUGGGAUCAGUACACCACAUUGCACUAUUAAAUUGCAAACAUCUAACAGCCGCAAAAGCUUAAUAGCCGAAGUAAAUGGCACGAAAGUGUCAGAGCAUAUCACAGUUUGGAAGUUACUUGGCGCAUUGAUCUCGCUUUAUCCAACUACUCCGAAGCACGCUGAUAUCUGUACUCAUAUAGAUUAUUGGCUGCUACUAAUAGAUGACGUACUAUCGAACAGUAGUAAUGAAGAUAGUUUAUGUCGUGAAAUGAGUACUGCUUUAAGUCAGCACGAUUAUCUGGUUCCAAAUGUUGGCGCAACGCUGGCUGAUGUUCUUGCAUAUUCCGUUAUUGCGAAACAAUCAUAUUAUGCAAAUAAUGUCGAAUUGUGGUUACGACGUAUGGAUAAAUUUCUCCAACAGGCUCAACCAUGCUUUUAA
Cercopithifilaria johnstoni is the source of this 939-nucleotide messenger RNA. The record is from the annotation of a GenBank genome assembly. NCBI's taxonomy places the organism in Eukaryota, Metazoa, Nematoda, Chromadorea, Rhabditida, Onchocercidae.